This is a messenger RNA of Phalaenopsis equestris, 1157 nucleotides long. Its product is annotated as transcription repressor MYB6-like. NCBI's taxonomy places the organism in Eukaryota, Viridiplantae, Streptophyta, Magnoliopsida, Asparagales, Orchidaceae. The record is from RefSeq and is a predicted model, not a curated record. The transcript has 3 exons. The coding region runs from base 168 to 1109 and encodes 313 amino acids.
CCACGUUACUUUAUUGAUGAGCAAAGAACCAAACCAACUCCCUUUGACUUCUCCUUCCUCUUCUCCUUCCAGCACUUAUUUAUGCCCAUAUUCAUCUUAACUUCUCUUCCAUUCUACCUCAGUUUCCUAUUCUAAAAGCUCGAGAAGCGAAGCCUGAGUCUGGAUAUAUGGGAAGAGUUCCUUGCUGCGAUAAGAACGGUUUAAAGAAAGGUCCAUGGACGCCAGAGGAGGACCAGAAACUCAUCGACUACAUACAGAAACAUGGCCAUGGCACCUGGCGUACCCUCCCCAAAAAUGCAGGCCUGGCGCGAUGUGGGAAGAGCUGCAGGCUUCGAUGGGCAAACUAUCUACGUCCAGACAUAAAGAGAGGAAGGUUCUCUUUGGAAGAGGAGGAGACCAUCAUCCAGCUCCACAGUGUAUUGGGCAACAAAUGGUCGGCCAUCGCUGCGCGCUUGCCUGGAAGAACAGACAAUGAGAUCAAGAACUACUGGAACACUCAUAUCAGAAAGAGGCUUCUUCGAUCGGGAAUCGACCCGGUCACACACAGGCCGCGGCUCGAUCUCCUCAACUUAUCUUCUCUUCUCAACGCCGUGCUCUUCAACCAACCGGCUCAGCUGAACGCCGAGUUCCUGAGACUUGCUGCCAAUCUUCUGCAGUCCCAAAACCAAAACCAAAAUCUCUUAAAACGCAACCAGGUUCAUGAAUCACAGCCAACUUAUCGGCAAACGAUAACGCCACAGCUUCCGUCAUCUUUAAUAUAUAAUCCGAUUCAAAUGGGCAAUGAUAGUCAAUGGCGAUACAACGAAGCGAGCUCCAGCAAUUUAGGUGAAAGUUUGGUGGCUAAUAAUAAUAAAAAUAAUUAUAGCUAUGAGAAUAUGGAGCAAUCAAUGUCUAGUCUAUUAUAUGAGGCAUCCAAUGCUGAAAAUCCUAGCUACCAGAAGCUAUGCAGCAAUCUUGAUUCUGUAAUAUCGACGUCUGCGUCCAGCGUGACCUUGAACAACUCUUCUACUACAAACGUUCAAAGCAGUAAGGAAGACGAAAAAGAUACAUAUUGCAGCAGUCUUGAUUUCCAGAUUCCUGACUUGUUAGAUAUGAGUGAUUUCAUAUGAAGGUUAAGACGCCAAAGUUUAGAGAAAUUAAAAGGAAGUUUUGUUUUU